GAUGUGAUCCCCCAGUGGAGCUUUUCUUACACAGAGAAGCGCUGUUCAUGAGAAAGAUGGUAUUGCUAAAUUAUCCAUAUCCAUGUUCUCCAUCUGAUCCUGGCUAGGAGUGAGUGGGAUUUGCAGGAGGAAAUGUUAGAGAUCACUAUUUCCUUGUGACAUUCAUUUGGAUUAAAGCUGGUGCUCCACGGAUGUUCCUCCUUUGUGGCUUUUUUUCCCUAAAAAUAUGGUUUGUGUUCAGUUCUUAGUGGCCAGAAAAUAGAUUCUUUGCCUUUGUGUGUGCACAAAUCUUAGCAUGUUAUCUGCAAAUGACAGUGAUGGGCAUUGUAUGUAAGGGAGAGUGAGAUCUAGAGGUGGUUUGUAUGGUUUUGCUCUUUAAGAGAUGAUGAUUUAUGAUUUACUUUUGGGGGGGUUGUUUUGUUUGUUGUUUUUUUCAGGAGGAGAAUGAGUGGGGCUUUUGUUUAUUGGAGUUUUUUAUUUGAUUAUGAUGAUUACUAUUAUUAAAUUUUGGAGUAUUUGUUCCUGACAUGCUUUUUUUUGAUACAUAUUCUGCAUAAUACUGUUAACUUGUGCAUAUUACCAACACUAUGUAAAAUUAUAUCUGAUAAUCAAAUUUUCCCUUCAUUACCUUUAAAAAUGCCAUUCUAGUGACCACAUUCUUUUAAAUUAUAGAAAUUAUAGAGAACACAUUUACCUUUACUCCUAAGUAAAACACUCAGCUCAGCUAAUUGAGGGUUUCCUGGUCAAAGCAGGUGUAUUUUAGGUUGAGUAUCAUUAUCUUUAAGCUUGCAAACUUUGAUGUGAUUAUUCCUCUUGUUAACUCUCUUUUCAAAAUUGCCUCCUGUUAAUGUUUAGCAGUUUGUAUUUGGAAAGAGCAGGUUGAUAACUUUAGUUUAGAAAUAUUUGUGAAACAACACUGGGUUUCAAAAGUAAAUUUUAGCAUAGUUACUUAACUAGAAAAAGUCUUUUUUUUCUUUGCCAUCUUUCUUGGGGGAUAAGAAUGAAUGGCGCUUCCCUGUCUUCAGUAAAGGAGAAAAUUGUCCUCAAGAAUCUUGGUUUUUUUUUUCUUUGCCUGAAAAAGAUCUUCAGUAUGAUAUGAUGUAGUUCAGAUAAGAAACAUUUUUAGGUCUUUUCCUAAAAAAUGUCCUAAAAAUGGAAGAUGCAUAGGAACCCAAAAGAAAGUCUUUCACAGUUACUGCUAUUCAGACAUUUCAUAGAGAUAAAACUGUUUCAAAAGCUUGUUUUGUGUUCACUUCAAAGGAAAUUUUAGAUGUUGUGCUUCCUUACAAUAAAUCUGAAAGGAUAUGUGUACACACUGAUAGGGAAAACAGUUUAUAUAGAUACAACUCCAUGGCUUAAUAAGCUCUCUGAAGGCAUUGCUUCAUUAGUUUUCACUUGAUGACUUGCCUUUGGGUUCUCUUGCUUUAAUUUUCCAUUUUUAAACUUAUCUGAACAUUAAAUGUGAAAACCUAAUGAUGUCACAUCAGUCAAGCAGCUGUCAUUUGAGGGCUCUAAAGUUUCUUUUCUCUCCUGCAUUUGAUUCCAAAGUCAUCUUCUUUCACUGAUGCUUGGUAGGCUCAGCUUUGUUCAAUCAGAUUUAAACACCUUGUCUCUCCCCACACACCAAAACAACCCAAGGUUGUGUUGGACACUAAAUUAUAAUUAAUACAGGAUAAUUAAUCAAGAUUAUUUAAAAGCACUUUCAUCAAAUACAGAAAUAUUUUUAAAGAACGCAGAUUCCUUGAACAAUUCUGAUUUUUUUCAUAGAAUCACUGUAAGGAGAAGUGUGAGUUCAGUAGGAAUUGAGGCACUUUCCUGUGAGCUGGACUGACCUGAGCUGCCUGCAGGAAUCCAGAGCUGCUUUAGGCUCCUGGGGUGUCCUGUGGCCUUCAGGAUGAGGGAGCUCUGCAGCUCUUACCUGCCUGCCAAUGCAGAUUUCUGGGGUAUCUCUAAUCUCUGAAAAGGACCAGCCUGCCCUGGAGCCAGGGAAGAGAAUCAAGAUUCCAAGUGGAAAACAGUUCCUAAAGGUUUUAUCUAGGCAGUUUGUGCCUCCACUUGAAAAUGCAGUUUAUUAAUGCAGUUAGUCUUGCUGGGUAGCAUUUGUCUGACUACUUUAGGGAGUAUACAGUGUAUCUGUAGAGCUUAUCUUUAAUAAAAUAUUUUCUUCCUUUACACUUAAAGCUGAAAUUAAAAUGUGUUUUUUUUUUAUACUCCCAGUAAUGCUCAGUUUCUCUAUAAUUUAUCAUUAGGAAAAAUAUUCUUCAAGUGUUUAAUAUGGAAAGUUGUAAAAGGCAAUAUUCAGUGGUAGCCCUUUAGAUUUUUUUUUAAUAUUUAUAUAUAUUUCAGUUUAUUGAAUAAAUUUAGAGAGAGGGAGAUAGUUCAUCUGAGCCUCUUUAGAGCUCUGCAUUUGUUUUCAGGGAUGAGAACUCUGUAUCUUGUACACAUCUAAUGUAGCAGAUAAGGAGUGCAAAUAAGUGAUUUUCUUUUCUAUAACAGUCCAGGGCUAAAAUAAUAGCAAGGAUCCUGACUGUAGGAGUUUUGUUAAUUCAUCAGAAUUCCCUGCUCUCCAGAGAAAAGUUUUAUUUGGAAUAGUGAGACUUUACAGGAAGUAAUCAGGCAGCAAAAUUCUCUUUGGCAUAUUGCACCAGCAAACCAGGCACAAUAAAACAAUGCAAUGCCUACAAGUUGAUUGAAAGUGAUCAGUUUUACUUGAAAUAGAAUCUCCAGACUCAUCUUAAUGUAAACAGGCAUCUGACCCAUCCUAAAAAAUCAUCAGCUUUCUUAGUCAGGAAUUUCUCUGGCAUGAAAGAGUUUGGAGGAUUUAUGGGCAACAGUGAGAACUGGGCAUGGAGAAGGCAGUGGAAGUGAUGUUAGGAAGCUUCAGGGAAAAGCAUGGACUGAGAUCAAAGCUCUGGUGGGGAGUGGCACAGUUCCACAGAAGUGGAAGGAGUCACAAGUGUGUCUGUGGAGUAUCAAGUGCUGGGUUUAAUGCCUGUAGAUUAAUUUCCUCCCCUUUUUUUUCCCUUAAUUGAGUAGGAGCAACAGUUGGGUGGGAAGGAGAAUGUGUAGCUGGGGGAGGAUUGUGAGUUCCAUGCUGUAAAUAGGCCAAGUCUGUUCUCAUGUGCCUGAGAAACAUUUCCUGCUCUGGAGGAACACAGCAUUUUGCAGUGCAGCAGAAAGGAUCCAGAGAGAAUAGAAUCCCUUUAGAUUUGUGAAAUACUGCAAUUUCAGGUUUCAUUACCCAAAGGUUUGUAGCAGUUCAUUGUGGGCAUGUGUUGGAGAGAGUUGUAAGGCACCAGGUUAGAAGUUGGCUCUCUGUGUUUUCAGGGAGCCCUGCUCUGAUUUUUUUUUUUCCCCCUGUAGAACUCUCAGUGAUUUUGCAAGUGUUCUAAAACCAUCUGAGGCUGCUAAUCUCUGACUGUCCUGUUUCCAUGUGGGUCCUGAGAUACAGAAUUUCCAGGAUGGGGCAGAGAUUGACAGGAGCCACUCCAGAAUCUUUUCUGAUCUCCAGUAGCUGCUUUGAAUUGUUGCUGCCAACAUCAGCAGCAGUUACUGGGGGAGCACUGCACAAGCAGAGCCCUGAUAUCCAGGGAUGUUCCUGGAUGUUCCAGCUCAGUGCCUGGAUCCCUUUGGAGCUGUGUGCCCACUUCUCAGUCCUGCCCAUCUGGGAAUAUCUUGUCUCUUCAGAGCCAUUCCAUCAUUCCUGUGGCCAUUCCCCCAUUCCUGUGGCCAUUCCCCACCAGCCAGUGAGGAAAUUCACAGAAUAGUGCAGCUCUGGUGAAAAAUAGGGAAUAAAGUAACAGGAAUGAGACUCCUGAUCCUCCCACAGGCUCAGCUCUGUUCCCCUCUCAUACCAAAUCUGCCAAGCUACAUUUGUAACAAACCACAAGUGCCCCUGCAGAGGGAAGAGUAAAGCAAAACAAAGUAAUCUCUUUGUUAAAAGAGGGAAGUUUUUUAUAAUAAUUAUUUUAUUGCCUUGUUCAGCUGUGGGGUUUGCUGAGGAAUAAGCCUUUAGUGCAGCCUAAAGAGGAGUCCUGGGUUCUGUUCCUUAUCAGUUCAAAUGCUUGGAGUUCUUGCCUCUCUGUACCACAGCUAUUUAAAACUUGAGUGAUUUCCUCUUUCUGACAGAUUUUUUUUUUUUUCUUAUUGGAGUUGUUGUUGGUUUAAUGUGUCUUUCAAGCUCUGCUUUCUUACUCAGAACUAAAUAGGAUUUUUUAUUUUAAAGAUGUUUUAACGUGACACAAUGCCCAGUUCAUAAACUGAAACAAAGGAACCACUUUGAUCUGCUAAAUGAAGGAUAAAAUAAUUUGGGAAGACUCUUGUUUUGAUUUUAAAAAUUAUUUCUGAAUGUUACCAGCUCAUUAAAAGUAGUUCAUACCUUUCUGGUGUCUCAGGUAUUUUUCUAAUCAACAGUUAAUAAUUUCCUUUUUUUACUGAUUUUUUGAGCUAAUUAUUGAACAGUUACUGAUACAAAAAUGAAAAAAUGUCAGAUGGAAGGAGCUGAUGUUGCAUUAUCUUUGAGCAUUAUUGGUACAUGUGCACUUCUCACAUAAGCUUGAUCAAAAGUUUAUGAAAAAAUGAAAACAUUCCCAGGAUACUUUUGUGUGUAACCAGUAACAAAAAUUUCAUUUCAGUGCUUGACUCUGCAGAGAUAAUUAAUCACUGAUAGUUUACUGGGGGGGGAGAGGGGUCUGUGGAUAAGCUCAGCUGAUAAUGCAGUUUUCAAACAUUGCUGCUGCUCAGAAUUGCACCAGAGGACAAAUCCAGUAUCAGCUGCUGCAGCUGUUUGGGCUUUUUUGCACCUGCAAUGUGGUUUUUGUUCUAAAUUCUGAACAGAAACAAUCAAUGCACUUAUUUUAGAGAAACACAGAUUUUUCUUAGUUGUAGAAAAGCUUCAUAGUAGGAGGAGGGUGUCAGCUAAUUCUGAAAUGUUUGAAGCUGUGAACUUGCAGGCUGUGUUUCCUUUGUGAAUCCACACGUUUGUGUGCCAGCCUGGGAAGUUUCUGCUUAGGAGUGGAUUCAGCAGAACCUUUGAACCCCUGUGGAACUGCAAGCUUGUGAAUAAACCCACAGAAAUUGCUUAUUCAUCUGCUUCAAGUUGGGCAUUUUUUGCUGGAGUGAGACUUAGAGGGGAGUGGGGGCAUUCUCUUUCUAACUGUUUGUUUUUGCAGAAGAUUUUGUCUUGAGUUUUCUUUUUGUUUUUAAGGAGAACUUUAGUUUUCAAAGUAUACCUUGUGUUCUAAAGAAAAUUUAGAGCCCUCUUUUAGGCAUCCUUUUUCUGCAUACAACUUGAUUAAUAUGAAUUUAAAACUUGUAUUUAAUAAAACAUAGACUCAGUUUUGUCUGAAAAUGUAUUACAAUUUAUUUCUGCCAUUUUUGUGUAAAAUUUACAGAAACAGUGUUACAUCGUGCGCUCCAAAGGUAAUGUCUCAUUCCUCUAAGGCUGUGUCCUUUCCUUUUCUUUCUGUUUUUAUCUUUCUUGUUUUUCUGAUCAUAUUGUUAUGUGCAUUGAACCCUUUGUUAGGCCUGAGGUUCUUUGGGGGGUGGGUGAGAAGGUGCUUUUAUCAAAAUGAUGAUUUUUCUCUUCAGCAGUAUCUUAAACCAAUUAAACUUGAGUGAAGCAAGGCAUUUUGUCUUUCUGUAAAUAACUUGCAUAACAGUAUCUAUUAAAAGGCAGAUUUUGAAUGGUUUUAUUGAGAAGAGCUCUAUAUAGAAAUAUUCUAAUAAAAUAUUAUUUUGGGUGGUGAACUCAUCAUGAUUUUAGGUUUCCAUAGUUCCAAGACAGGAGGUAGGUUUGCUCCUGGUUAAGUUCUGAAGCCAAAGAAAUAUUCAAGGAUUGAUGCAGAAAACCUGGAAAUUCUCUUUCCAAGUGCAACUUUGCAGAAUAAAUAUCAGAUUACAGCCCUAGCACUGAGGUGAGAAAGAUUUCAAAGGCACCACAAGGAUUUGGGGCUCUGCCUCUCGUGGGAAGUUGUUCUGACCAAAUCCUUGUGGUGCAUCUGGAAGGACUUUGGGACAAAGCUUCUCCUCGUGUUCUCUCUUGGUGAACAAGGAGAGAAGCCCUGUCCAUUUUCUCUCAAAUUGCCAGGGGAGUGGGGAAGCCUCUGCAUGUUUUAAUGCACCAAACACCCCUUUCCCUGCUCAGUAAGGACCAGCCUAAAGGCAGCUCCUGCUUAGGUAAUUUGCUUAAUUAGUCUCCAAUGCUGCUGCAGCAUGGCAGGAGCACCUGCAGCCUCCCCAGCCCUGGGUUUGAGCCUAUUGCUGUUUCUAAAUCUAAACACUAAGUCUUCACUACUAUUGGUUUCAUUGAAGUAACCCACUUCUAUUUUUUCACCCCUUUAAAUCAGCUUCAUAAUUAAACCCACUUAAACUGUUUACUUAACAGCAGGUUGUUAAUGCAGUUAACUCUUGCUUCAAGAGCUUCAAAAGCCAUAAGGAUUUUUCUCUUUGUAGCAAUAUACUGUGUUAGCAAGUAAAAAAUCAAAGAACACCUACUGCUAUUGAGAAAUUUAAUGUUGUGUUAAUAGCAUUUAUUCCCCUGUGUUAACCUAAAGAAGUUUUCUGUAUUAUUCAGUAUUACAGAAGUAGAUGGGCUGGUUGACAUUUGGAGCUUUAAAAAAAAAAAAAUAAUCAAGAGUGUAAACACUCCUGAUUCACAGUUCCACCUUUUGGAAUGUGUUCAGUACUGCAGUGUUUUGUGACCUAAUAGUUCAAAACUCGAGGGAAGAGAAGUGUUUAAGAAGUAAUAUUUUAUUCUAACAGUGAAAACCUGACUUGUUUGUAUCAGAUCUGUGUUACUGUAAAUUUAGAAAAAUCACCUGUGAUUAUUUGAGAGGGGAAAAAGGCUUUAAAAGUACAAUAGUUCUUGGGAGGAGAGAGAGGAAGAAUGUUUUCACAUAUUAAUAAAGUAACUUCAAAAGCUAUUUCUAUUUAAUUUCUCCCCCAAUAUUUGAGCAGGUUCUGAUGUUCUUUACUCAAUAUUCCUGCAUAGCAGGAUCCCCUGUGCAGCAGGAAUUCAGGCUCACUUGGAGAAUUAUCUUUAGUUUGGUUUUGGAAAAGGAUUCACAGCAUUAGAAUCCAAAAGAUUUGUACAAAAGGCAGUUGCAUUUUCCAUUCAGGCUCAGUGUGAGAAGCUGAAAAAUAGAGAGGAAAUCUGCAUUUAUCAGUGAAGUGUAGGUGGUACAGAAUGUCUGUUGUUGAUUUUGGGAAGCCUGUGAGUUUUUGAGCUGAAGUGUUUGAUGAUUUAAGACAGGAAUAUUGCUUUGUAUUCUGAGUCAGGAGGCCAAGCAGGUAAAUGGUGAGUGAGAAAGAAAUGGUGGGAGGUGAGGAGAAGCAGAGAAUCUCUCACAUAUCAUAACUCCUCUUUUAUUAAAUAAACUGUCUUUAAAGUGACCUUGCAAUCUAAGAAGCUAACAAGCUCAGAAACAUUUGAAUCCCACUGGUCACCUAAUAUUUAUCACCAAAUUGUAUCUUCUCUGUGAUUAAAAAUCAUAAAGUUACAUUAAAUGUGUAUUUAAAGACACUUGGAAAUUGUUUGCUGCAUGCAUGAGAUGAUACUUGGUACAGCUUUCAGUAUGCACACUUAGCUAAACUUCAAAUACCAUGUAAAAGUUUUAAGUAAGCCUGUGUGUAUAAUCUGUAAUUUAAAUUUGUUAAUUCCAUGUAUUUAACUGCAUUUUUUCACUAUUUUUGUCUUACCUUCACCUCUUUUUUUUUUUUUUUUUUUUUCUGUGUCAUUCUCCUCUUUUACUUCAUCUGAAUCCCUGAUUUUAUUUUAUUUUACCAUCUUCCCAUCUUGCUGUUUGUCCAACAGAACAACAAAACCUGCUCCUCAUCUGGAUGGUGUGCACGUUGUCUUUGGACUGGUUAUUUCUGGGUUUGAAGUCAUAGAACAGAUAGAAAAUCUCAAAACCGAUACUGCGAGCAGGCCCUACGCAGAUGUGCGAGUCAUUGACUGUGGGGUGCUGGUCACCAGGUCAGCUAAAGAUGCUUUGGAGAAGAAGAAGAAAGUUUGCUCUGACUCAGAUGCCUCAGAAUCCUCCUCCAGUGCAUCCAGCUCUUCAGAAUCCUCAUCUGAGAGCGAGGCUGAGAAUGAAAGGAGCAGGAGGAGAAAGAGGAAAAGAAGAGCUAAAACCAAACAGUCCAGGAAACGAAGGAAGGAGGAGAGGAAGAAAGAGGAUCCAAGGUGCAAGCGAACCUCAAGCCAAAGACGCCUUUCUGACAAGAGCGAUGUCGCUGACAAAGUCGACCUUAGCACAAAGCGGGACAAGCCCGUGGAAGCUUCUUGAUGCUGCACCAGUUCUGACUGACCAGAAACCAUCAGUCUCUAAAUCUGGACGAAAAAUUAAAGGAAGAGGCACAAUACGCUAUCACACCCCGCCGCGCUCCCGCUCCUGCUCCGAGUCGGACGAUGAGGAGAGCAGCGAGACCCCUCCCCACUGGAAGGAGGAGAUGCAGAGGCUGCGCACCUACCGAGCGCCCAGCGGGGAGAAGUGGAGCAAAGGAGACAAGCUGAGUGACCCCUGUACAAGCAGAUGGGAUGAGAGAAGUGCAUCCCGGAGAUCCAGGUCCUGGUCCCAUAACGGUUAUGCUGAUCUGAGCACUGUGAGGUACUCCAGCCAUCACAAGAAGCACAGGAAAGAGAAGAAGAAGGUGAAGCAUAAAAAGAAAUCUAAAAGGCAGAAGCACUUCAAGAAGCACAAGCAAACAAAGAAAAAGAAAACAUCAGCCUCCUCAGAUGUAGAGUCCUCUCAUUCCUUCCACAGGAGGACAAAAUCAUCUUGUGAUCGUGAGAGGAAAUCUCGUUCUUCCUCCUUGUCUUCCAGGCGUUCAUCCAGGAGGGACUGGUCUAAAUCUGAUAAGGAAAACCAGAGCUUGUCAUCUUUAUCAAGCAGAGGGUCUCGAUCAUACUACAGGUCCAGAUCCAGGUCUAGAUCUAAAUCGAGAUCUUACUCCAGAAGAAGUUCUAGAUCGAGAUCAGCCUCUAAAUCAUCGCGAUCUCGAAGUAGGUCACGGUCAAGUUCUAACCCCAGACAGCAAAAGACUGUUCCCAAUUCUCCACGAAAUAUUUCAGCACGGUUAAAUGACACUAAAUUGACCAAGGCUGCUGAGCCUGUCCGAACAGUGAUACUGCCCAGUGACAAGGUUAUCGUGCCACCAGUUGUCCCAGAAAACCUCCCUGUCAUACCCUUAAGUGACAGCCCCCCACCUUCAAGGUGGAAACCUGGGCAGAAACCUUGGAAGCCAUCGUAUGAGCGAAUUCAGGAGAUGAAAGCUAAAACAACCCACUUAAUUCCCACCCAAACUAAUUACAGUUUAGUGGUGGUUAAGGAGGCCAACACCUCUUCCUCCUACCGCAAGCAGGAGAGGAGCUCGGAGAGUGAUCGGAGCGGGUAUUCCAAAGGCCGCAGCGGCAGGAGCUCGGAGAGCUGGCCCAGGUCCAGGAGCAGGUCCUCUCCAAGCCGCUCAUACUCAAGAUCUUACUCAAGGUCUAGAAGCCCAUCGAGCUCAAGGACAAAAUCUCCUUCUUCUGGCAGGUCAGCAUCCCCAGGUAAAUACCGCAGUGACAGGUCGGGGUCCAGCGAGUCCACGUCUGACUACUCCCUCAGCGAUGAGGACAGGCACAGGAGCAAGAGGAAAUCCACAGCCAGUGAUCCCAAAGCUGGGGGCCUCAAACUGAGGCAGGAAACCAGCUCUGAGAGCACUUUGCCUUAUGAGCAUCCAAAGGAUUAUGACGAGUCUUCCCAAGGCCUGAAGGAGAGUGACAGUUUGUCAUCCUCAGACUUCUCCUCCGACAGUGAGCGCUCUGCAAAAGCCAGAGCAGUCCAAGAAAAAGAAGGGGAUGCUGAGAAACAGGAUAAAAAUAGCUUAAAUUCUGAGAGAGGGGAGGAGAAAGCCAAGGGUGAGCAGGAUUCUGAUCACUCCAAAAAGAAAGCAGCUAAGGAGAAAUGCUCUGAGCAGCCCAGAGGUGGUACAAAAACAAAACGCAAAUCCUACUCAGGUAGCAAAUGGGACUCAGAGUCAAAUUCUGAAAGAGGAGAGGCAAAGCGUAGUAGGGGAGACUCCAGACUCUCCUCUGGGAAAGAAGAAGGAGAGGCCACCUCAGGGUCUGACACAGAGCUUAAUGUUACCAAAAGGAUAAAAAAAAAAUCCAGUUCCUCAGAGGGCAUUUUGGGUUCUGACUGCACGAGGAAGACAAGCAAACAGUUGUCAUCUUCUGAAUCUGAGAGCUCUCGUUCCAGCUCAGCAGACACUCGAGGCAAGUCGAAAAAACACAAACAUGGGUUGAAAAAGACUCCUAAAAAAUCACAUUCCAAAAAAGCAAAAGAAAAAUCGAAAGGCAAAAAGGAGAAAAAACACAAAGUCCAGAAAAGAAAAGAAACGUUUCAUUGGCAGCCCCCCCUUGAGUUUGGGGAAGAAGAGGACGAUGAGAUAAAUGAAAAACCGGUUACUAAGGAUGAUAAAAAAGAAAAGCAGCUUAGCAGGGACAUAAAGGAUAAAAAACAAGUUUAUGAAAAGGAUGAAGUAGUCACAGAUAAAAUGGGAAAUGGUGAAAAGUCAUGUGUGAAUGAAAACCUUUUAGAUAAAACCACCACAUGUGGGGCCUCACCAGAUCGCAGCAACCUUAAUAAAGAGCCUAUUGAAACAAGCACUUCAGCUGGUAUUUUAAACUCAGGAAUAAACGUGGCUGCCUGCAAGAGUGAGAUUAAACAAGAAAAUAACCAGAAUGGGCUGGAAGAUGUUAUUCAGACAGAUGACAACAUGGAGAUUUGUACUCCGGAUCGUAACUCGCCAGGGAAGGUGGAUGUGGAUGUUUUGUCUCCUGUCAUUCUCACUGCUAAACCUUUAAGUGCUGGUGUGAAAAAAGAGUUACAGGUUGAGACCCCCGAGCAAGAUGCUGUCAAACUGGGAAACAACAUAAGAGACUUUAUUAAUAUUAAAGAAGAAAAAGAAACGGGAAGGCAAGAAAAUAACUCUGCCCCUGUGUCUGGUGCUAAAGACUGUAGUUUAAAAAAUGAAAUUUCUGAAAAUACACCAAGCAAUAUGAUAGACAAUAAAUGGAAGCCUUUGCAAGGUGUUGGUAACUUAAAACCAGCAACAAUUAGUACAGCCACGGAGGUUAAAAAUGUAGUGUCAGUACCAGAGCCUAAACCAGCAGGUUUAAGAAUUGAAAUAAAAGCAAAAAAUAAAGUAAGGCCUGGGUCUCUUUUUGAUGAAGUGAGGAAAACAGCCCGGCUGAAUCGUCGGCCAAGGAACCAGGAAAGUUCCAGUGAGGAGGAAUCUCCAAGCAGAGAUGACAACAGCCCUUCCAGGAGUCUCAGCAGGUCACGAAGUAAAUCUGAGUCUAAAUCCAGACACAGAACAAGGUCCAUAUCCUACAGUCACUCCAGAAGUCGAUCCCGAAGUUCUACAUACUCAUAUAGGUCCAGGAGCUACUCGAGGAGCCGGAGCCGGGGCUGGUACAGCAGGGAUCGCUCCCGGAGCCGCAGCAGCUCCUACCACAGCUACAAGAGCCGCAGUCGGAGCUAUAGCAGGAGCCGAUCCUGGAGCAGUUCCUAUGGUCACCACAGCCGAUCCAGCAGGUCCUACACCUAUGACAGUUACUACAGCAGGAGUCGGAGCAGGAGCAAGAGGAGCGACAGCUACCGGAGAUCCCGGAGUUACGACCGGAGAUCCAGGUCCUACGGCUCCGACAGCGACAGCGACCGCAGCUACUCCAACAACAGGAGCCCCAGUGAGAGCAGCAGAUACAGCUGAGAACCUUCCUUUGAGGAUGGAAACUGUUUUCCAGAAUUUUUUUCAGUGUUAUAUUCAAAAAAACUGUUCUGACAAUGUCACAAAUGAAGGUUGGUUGCUGAAUUAGCUGAAACUUUCCCGUUUAACAGUGAACUCAACUCUCUGCUUACAGAGAAGGACUGAGCUCGACAGCUGAUGUUAUUUUUUAUUUUUUUUUAAUGUCAAAUGCAACUUUUACAAAAUAAUAAUAAAAAAAUACAGUUUGGUUUCCUUGAAUCAGCUUUUCCAAGCCAUGAAUGACACUUAGGUGAAUUGCUGCCACCACUUUUUGGGUGCAGCAAUCAGAACUGUCUUCAAGUCUGUUUAUAAACACCUUAGGAAAGAUGUGCUAGCAACUAUUAAACUGUGAAGUCAAUUUCUUAAAAAGGCUGCCAUUUCUAGUUGAUGAAAAUGCUUUUUUUAUUGCUGGAAGCUGUUUCCAUGCUGUCUUGUUUGUUGAUGAUUGCAUUCUACACAGGAUAUAGGUAAGCAAAACAAAGCCUGCCACUCUGUCUUAAUCCCUCCUGAACUGUGAUGUUCUGGAAUUCUGCUGGCAAAGGUGAGCUGAUGCUCAGGGGAAUUGUCAAACUGACAAGCAGUGAGCAAAAGUGUGAUAAAUGAAUUUGGAGCUUAAUAUCCCACUUGUCUAAACUUUUUAUGUUUAAAAGAGGAAUUUUGUGAUAAACAGCAAUGUCCUUCAGAGACUGAAAAAGUGUUUCUAAACACUUCCUGAUUUUGAUUCCAGUUCCUAUUACAAUGCUUGGCAUCCUUCAACACAUUUUGAAUGUUGUAAACCAUGAGUGUAUCAUGAGUUUGUCCAAAGCACUCUUUCAAAAACUGACAUGAUGAUAAUUUUUUGCGAAAACCAGCCAUAAAAGAUUCCUCUAUAAAACCUCCUUUGUAAAAGCUCUAUAUCCCAUUCACCAUAGGGAGUAUCAGAUACUGAUAUUACAGAUACUGAACUAUACCUUGUUAAAACAGGACUACAAAAAUACUGGGAUGCCUCAUAAAAAGCAUGGACAAUAUUUUCAAAGUAAAGUUUAGUACCAGAAAUUACUUGUAAGUUACAGGUAAAUGAUUUGCAAAAAAAGAUGAAGACCAUUGACUAAUUCUUACAAUAUUCUAAUUGAUUUGAUUUAAAAUAAUCUGUAAAGUUUUGGGGGCGAUUUAGAAAGUUGUGUACUGACAACCACAUUUUUUAUGGCAGAAUGUAACCUGAAACUGAGGGUCUGUAGUGACAAAACAAAUGUGCUAAUGAGCACUCUUGUACCAUUACAGUUUCCACUACUGACUUUCUGUAAAAUCUGGAGCUGCUUUCAUUUCCUCAUUUUCAAAUAUUGGAAACCAUUUUUCUUACUCUCAUCAGGACCCAGUAGCUUUAAAAAUUAAAAGUGGUAAUUUCUCACUGAGGCAUCAAUUCCUUCUCUCUUUGAUUUGACUAAGAUCACCCAAAUUCAGUGAUUGUUUUGGUUCACUUAUGAAAAGUAAGUUCAGAGGGAGGUGGUGAUGGUUCCCUCCAUUUCUGUCCCCCCCACAGCACGUUCCUGAAAUUGAAUUGGCCAGGGAGGUUUUUCACUUUUCUUAGAGGUACCCAAAACUCUGCUCUUAUCCCUUUCCUGCACAGAACCCUUCCACCCUUUGGUAAACUUUUUAGCAUUAAAUACAUUUAAUAUCCAAGUCAGGAUACAUUUACAGAUGUGUUUCUAACAGCAGCAGCCAUCUCAGAGUCCUGAACAAAUAUUUCAAUGAUAUUUCUUGUUUCUUAUUUUCAGUUCUACUGUAACUUGUUUCCCUUUCUAAGGAAAUAGAACUAGAGGAUUGGUGUUACAAAAGAUACAAAUAUAACCAUUACUAUUCAAUACCUGUUAGUGAAAAUAUUGUUCCAGGAUCAGAUUUUUAUCAUAUUUCAAAUCUGAUUUGACUUUUUAAGGCCAGGAAGUUAAUAGAAAUAUGGUCAAGCAAUUAACUGUAGUUAUCAAAAAUUACUGCACUGUCACUAAAGUCUUUCAUAUCUUUAGUCAAAGGUUUGUAAAGAAAUUGCACCAGGUAGAGAAUGGUUGGGGAGGGGUUGAGGGAAGGGUUGGGGGUACUUUUGUUUAGUAAAGUCUGUUAAAUUGUGCUUCAGAUAGAAAAUGUCCCCCUGAGCUGGUUUUCUAACGCUGCUCUAUGUUUUUGCAAUUUUGUUAUUCCAAAGUAGUUGCUGUUUGUAAAAUAAACUUUUGUACAUAUCUGCAAA
This is a messenger RNA of Oenanthe melanoleuca, 14011 nucleotides long. RefSeq names its product natural killer cell triggering receptor (gene NKTR). Gene Ontology annotation, molecular function: peptidyl-prolyl cis-trans isomerase activity. Bases 7939 to 11757 code for a protein of 1272 amino acids. The transcript has 11 exons. NCBI's taxonomy places the organism in Eukaryota, Metazoa, Chordata, Aves, Passeriformes, Muscicapidae. The record is from RefSeq and is a predicted model, not a curated record. Gene Ontology annotation, cellular component: nucleus. Gene Ontology annotation, biological process: protein folding; protein peptidyl-prolyl isomerization.